Messenger RNA from Vicia villosa (hairy vetch), 1538 nucleotides. RefSeq names its product abhydrolase domain-containing protein C22H12.03. Lineage: Eukaryota; Viridiplantae; Streptophyta; Magnoliopsida; Fabales; Fabaceae. Bases 168 to 1325 code for a protein of 385 amino acids. The transcript is spliced from 13 exons. The record is from RefSeq and is a predicted model, not a curated record.
CCAUUAAAAUCAAAACAAGAAAGAAUUUAAUUUAAAGAAAAAAAAGCGCGUGUACAGAAAAAGAAGAAAAGCGUUGAGCCUAUUUUGGCGGCUCCUCUCUUUCUCCGUCAGGGAGGUUCGGUGACACCACAGCAUUCACCGUGUCACCAUUUUCCAGUACGCUCACUAUGCCGCCAUUAACCAAUUCUUCCACCUGCUUCACCGCCGCCACCGCGGUUAACUCAUUGGAUCUGAAUUCGACGUUUUCCUCCAAUUCACGCAAGGCUAUAACACCUCGCAUUCUUCGCUUCGCUCAGAAUGAGAAAUUCAACGUCUCUCGAUUGGCUCUUAGUCACUCCAGCCGUGCAGUUAAAGUUAGGACAAUAUCAAUGGCAUUAGUGCGCGACACUGUUGAACUAAAGGCGGAUGUGCCCAGCUCCUCUAGCAUUUUGGCAUAUGAUUUGGUUCAAGGGGCCCUUGUGAGGUGGAGUUCUGUUAUGGAUAGAUCUUUACCUGAUCCACCAACAGCUGUCUUUUUGCACGGGAUCCUUGGGUGCAGGAAAAACUGGGGUACUUUUGCAAAGAGAUUGGCAAGAGAGUUUCCUAUGUGGCAGUUUCUUUUGGUAGAUUUGCGAUGUCAUGGUGAUUCAACAUCAAUCAAGAAGAGAGGUCCACAUACUGUUGCAUCUGCUGCUCUUGAUGUUUUGAAACUGGUUCGGGAACUAAGAAUAACACCUCGUGUGUUAGUUGGUCAUAGUUUUGGGGGAAAAGUUGUUUUGAGCAUGGUGGACCAAGCUGCAAAACCUCUUGCUCGACCAGUCAGAGCUUGGAUUCUGGAUGCAACCCCCGGAAAAGUUCGAGCAGGUGGAGAUGGAGAGGACCACCCAGAAGAACUCAUAUCAUUAUUAAAUACACUGCCAAAGGAGGUCUCUUCAAAGAAGGAUGUUCUCAAAGCUCUUAUUCAACAAGGAUUUUCCAAUGAUGUAGCACAGUGGGUUGUGACCAACCUCCGACCUACCAGCUCUCCUAAUUCACGCCUCUCAUGGGUGUUUGACCUGAAGGGGAUAUCAGAAAUGUAUCAAUCCUAUGAAGAAACAAAUUUGUGGAAAGUUGUUGAAGAUGUACCUCGUGGUGUGCAUAUAAACUUUUUGAAAGCAGAGAGGAGCCUGCACAGAUGGGCUCUUGAAGAUCUUCAGCGAAUCCAUGUUGCGGAGGAGCUUGCUGCUGAGGAAGGAGGUGGAGUUGAAAUGCAUGUCCUUGAAGAUGCUGGCCACUGGGUACAUACUGAUAACCCAGAUGGACUCUUCAGGAUACUGUCAUCCUCUUUCCAGGGAAAUAAGGCGUGACUUUACUAAUUAUGUAUUUUCUAUUUUGUUCUUUAUAUCAAAUGUUCUUUUAUUUAUUUUCCAGUUUUUUAUUCUGUUAUCACUUCUGUAUAUACUAUUAUACUUUGCUCUAUUAAAUCUCUCCAACACAACUAGUUGGUACAUCAUGUCUUUGGUUUUGAGAAGCACACGGUUUCUUAGUUUACAGGAACACAGCCUUUAGAAUUUGUUUAA